AGUGUGGGGCAUCUCCGUUGUGACACAAUGUUUUCUGAUUAUGUUCUAAGUCAGCCUGUCUGAUAGUUGGUCUUGCGCUGUUUGUUGUGUGACUCACAUUUGUUUUAGCAAUGCUUUGAAAAGUUGUGUAAUCGUGUCGGUUUGCACAUAAUCCAUCGCACACUCUCUCGGGGGAUUGCACUUCUUCAGAAGAACAGCCAGUGUGGAAACAUGAAGAGCCCUUUUGCUCAGGGGCGGUUAGAGGUGCUGCAGAUCUUCAAACUGCUGCAAUGCAUUCGGGAGAGGGACAAAGCCCAGAUAGAGAAGUUGGUUAAACAUGGGGUGUCCAAUCUCCUCAACAUAACUGAGCCCCAGAGUGGGAACAGUGCCCUACACUUGGCAUCUGUGGCAAAUGACUCAGAGAUGUGCUCAUUUUUGCUGUCUCUGGGGGCACAUCCUGAUGUGCAGGACAAACAGGGCUGCACUCCCGUGAUGAAAGCAGCAGAGUUAGGCCAUGACACUGUGGUCACUAUUCUUGCAGAAGCUGGGGCUGACAUGAAAAUGGUAGAUUCUGAAGGAAAAGGUGUUUUGUUCUAUUGUAUUUCUCCAACCAAAAGACACCUGUGCUGUCUUCAGAUCAGCCUCAAGCACAAGGCUGAUGUCAACAACUGUUCAAGAAAGGGAAAACCCGUGUUUCUCCUGGCUUGUGAGCAUGCAAAAGAUUGUGUCACUAUUUGCAUGAACAUCUUGGAAAAUGGAGCUGAUCCAAAUGCAACAGAUGAGAUUACAGGUCAUACUGCUUUAAUGGAAGCAGCAAAAGCAGGCACAGUGGAACUGGUUCGAGCAAUUCUACAGAGAGGGGGCAAUGUCAAUGUUCUAGACAAGAGAAGAAACCAUGCUGCCCACUAUGCAGCUGAAGGAGGAUUUUUUGAGGUAAUUCAACUGCUUUCUGCAUAUUCGGCUGAUAUGGGAGUCGUGAGUAUGGAUGAGAAUACACCACUUCACCAUGCAGCCAAAGGAGGCUUCACUGACUGCUGCAAAUUUCUCUCUCAGAGAGGCUGUAAUCCUAAACUGAAAAACCUUGAAGGACUGACUCCACGUCUGCUUGCUAAAGAGUAUGGACAUAAAUCAGCCAUGAAGGAGCUUAGAAAGGCAGAGAGUCUUCAUGCCAAAUACUCCAAACCUGGAGCAGUUAACCCCAAUGAACCCUGGGCAAUCAGACUUCAUGACUGGUCCUUUGAAAAUGAGGCUGUGCUCCGCAGUGCAUUCGGAAGCAUAGAAGGAGAGGCUGAAAAUGUAUCAAAGGAAAAUUUUGUGACAGUUCUUCAGGAAAAAGGUGCACCGGUGAACCUGGAGGAGAUCCAGAAAAUAGCCAUGGUUCACGACAAAAGCCGAGAGGGGUGUAUAAAUAUCAAUGAGUUUUUUAAAGGGUCCAAGUUCCUGCAAAAGGCUUUCCUUUUGUCAUCAUAUGCCACUAAGACGAAAAAAGGAAAAAAGGGGAUAAAAGGGAAGAAAAAGGGAAAAUUCUCAAUCCCAAUGCCAAUAUGUACUCUUCCUAAAGACCUCAUAUGUCGCAGGGAUGAUGGAGGUCCUCCACAGUUCAUGAUUGAAAGCUACCAGCAUUACACAGACACCAAUAGGUUCGAUCGCGACCACCCCCCUUGCCAUCCCAUUGAAGAUGAUUCUGUGUGGUACAUAGAAGAGCCUGAAAAAAAUUACGCUAACAUUAACUAUUGUGCUAGAACCGGAGAUUUUGAAUCCUUAAGUCUUGCCUUUAGCCAGGGUGUUCCAGUGGAUGUCACGGACAAAUUCUACAAAACUCCACUGAUGUGUGCCUGUUCUAGUGGGAAUUAUGAAGUGGCAAAAUUUCUGAUAAGCAUGGGGGCUAAUGUCAAUGCAUGCGACCAAUUUAACUGGACUCCCCUUCAUCACGCCUGUCAUGCUGGACAGCUGGACAUCAUUGAGCUGCUGGUAAACUCAGGUGCCACCAUCGAUGCUCCUGCAAUAAAUGGAGCCACUCCACUGAUGAGAGCUAUAGAAAGCUGCCGGCCCAACUGUGUGGAAUACCUGAUCAAAUGUGGGGCGAAGGUUCAGCUGGAAAAUAAAAAAGAGCAAAAUGCCUUGGACAUUGCUAAAGCAUACGCUGAUUUUAGAAUAGUUGACAUGGUACAAGCAAAAUUUGACACUCUUCCUAAACCUAAGGACAAAAAAGGAAAAGGAAAACCGGCUGCAAAGUCUAAACCAACUGCCAGCUUUACAAAAGAUAAGGUUCUACUACCUCAAAGUACUGUGUCUCCAUCACCAUCUGAUUCCGGUGGAAAGAAAGAGUCUCUGAAGGAAAGUGUCAUAUAUCAAAACACUCAAAUAACCAAUGGAGCUCUGAACAGAAUCGACAUCAGUUUUGUGCCAAAAACAAUGUGGGGUAAUCUGCCAACAACAAGUCAACUCCUCAGAAAGAAAGAAGAGCGAAGGGAGCGUCAUUCCUAUGAAGUGGACUUUGAGGACUUCAUGAUGCCCUUUAAGAAGAACAUAGUGCAGAAAUCUCUGGAACUGGGUGGCAUAGAGGAUUAAGAAAUAAACACUGAACCCAGAGGAACUCACAGAAGAAAGGCGAGAACAUGUACAAGCUCCGUGAAGAUGGCACCUGAGGAAUUGAUCUAAGGCACAAAGCAGCAAUGGUAACCACUGUACCACCAUGCCACCCCUUUGAAUUAAUCACUGCCUUUCAAAUAAUUUCACACAUUCAACCUACAACAACAUCUAGUGCUUGCAGCUGAUCUGGUCAUUUUUAUGUUUGUACAGUACAUUUUAUUGAUUGGGUAUUUUAGUGUUAUUGGCAUGAACAAAAACAUGACAUCACAGUAUACUGUAGUGAAUGAUUCUGUAGUGAAAUGGCAAAUAUUACAUUAGUCAUUAUCCUGGGAGAUUAUUUGCUGUAUUUAAUUUCAAGAAAAUGAUAUGGUUUUGUAUCCCGGAAUUUUGAAUGAUGUGUCUAAACACUGUGAUGUAUCUGAAACCUACAGAUUUUGCUUAGCAGUAAAUUUUCUUUUACUUCAGUAAACUACAAUCUAAAGUGUGAUUGAAAUACGUUUUUGUGGGAGCUUCAAGGUCAGUCAAGGGUGCUUGCUCUUCAAUUAAAUAUUCAAAAUAUAUUAUUAAAAAUAUUGUAGUAUAUUUAGGAUAUGCAGUCUUUUGGAAAAACUUUAGCAUUUGUCCCCACUUUUGUGUCUUGCAGUUAUUCGUUUUCAGCAUUACAAUGUCCUGCAUGUUAUUUAAGUGUUAUGUAAGGUGUGGUAUAAUAACUAGUAGGGUUGUGUAUUCAGAAAACCACAUAUUAUACAACUCUUUAUAUAAGUCCCAUAGACUUUAUGGGGGAAGAGUAUUAAUAGGAGGAGGACGAAGCUGUUGGGAGGUUGUAAUGGAGUGUAAUUUCUGAACAUUAUACUGUACUGAUGCUUUCAUGUGAACAUGAACCAAGCCAAAGGUUUGAGGUAAAAAGGUCCUGUUUUACUGUAUGAGCUUUUUUGCUUCAUGAAAUUCCUAAAUGGGGCAAUUAUUUUAGGACUUAAAGAGAUAGGCUAAUCUUCAAUUUCAGGAGGUGACAAUUUAUUUUUAAGGACUCAUGCCCUUUGUUGUGCAGGACUUAAUUACACAACAACUCCCAGGAUACAUAUACACACAUACUCAUAAUAAUCUUGUUAACAAAGACUGCUCAUUACACAGUACUCAUUUACAUUCUCCAUAUUGUGUUUAUGACAAGGCACAUUAUUGUUAGGUAUAGUUUGUUUAAUCUCUGUAGUCACACUAUAGAGUUGGAGGGCAUCAUGCUCAUCUUUCUCUACCAGUAGAUGGUGCAGUGCUGCUGCUAAAAAGGAAAAUAAA
This is a messenger RNA of Lepisosteus oculatus (spotted gar), 3861 nucleotides long. Its product is annotated as ankyrin repeat and EF-hand domain-containing protein 1. NCBI's taxonomy places the organism in Eukaryota, Metazoa, Chordata, Actinopteri, Semionotiformes, Lepisosteidae. Gene Ontology annotation, molecular function: protein binding. The record is from RefSeq and is a predicted model, not a curated record.